ACACAACGAAGAUCCGGUUUUGGCGCGAAAAAUGUCCCGCCAUCUGAUAAUUGAUGAAGUAACUCUUCAUUUACAUCGAGCUAUUCAAGGAAGGCGGACGCAUUAUCAUUAUAUUGUAGAAAGCCUUCGCGCCGUUGUGUUGAGAAUAGCUGGUGUCUCCCAACCGUUUUAAUUGGAGGAACCAAUUGUGUAGAAAUUCUUCUUUAAUUUCACAAAGGUGAUACACUACUAAAAAGAAUAUGGCCAUGCUCUUGAAAGUACUGUAUGGAGUAUUUGUCCUUGCUGUCUUCUUGCCGAUCAGCUUAUCCGCAGUGGAGAACUGUCGUCCUUGUGGACCUGGGGAAUACUGCAGCAACUUCUUUGGCAUUUGUUUGGCAUGCAAAGACUACUGCCCCGGAGAUACUGAUUGCCCCAGUGCAUGUAUCCCGAUAAAGCCGAACUUUACAACGAUUGCAUCAACGACAACAGGGCCUACUUCAACCCAAAGUGACACCACCUCUAUGGCUUCUGCUGUGGUAGUUCAACAAUCCACCAACGCAAAUAUACCAUCUGGAGGAGACAACACGUUGUUAGACAACAACAAAGGGCAUUUGGUGCUGUCAUUCUCCAUUCUGUCCUUUACUGUGUUCAUUGUCUUUCUCGGCUUAUGUCUAAGGUAUCGUAAAAACAUGAAGAUGCCCAGCAUAUGCCGCUUCGAAAACUCCGAAAACGGAACAGAGAUCGAGCUAGAAGAAAGACCCAGGAGUAACGGCUGUAACAAAACACCUGAUGGAUAUACCACUGUUAACGCUGACGAUCAUGAUAUCACAAUCCAACCAGGACCCUCCCAACCAGACUCUUCUAGACCUUCUAGACUUCCUGGGCCUAAUGCCGAAGCUGCAGCUCCUGCUGACCCUACACGUUCUGCAUCUGGCCCUCGUAACAAUACAUCGUCUGCAUCAACGACACCAGGGCCUACAUCGAUCCCAACCCACACCCCCUCUCAGUCCAUGACUACUUCGACAUCCUCUAGGGCUUCUGGUGUGGUAGUCCAGUCAGCAAGCGUACACUCAAACAAAAAUCCUCUGGAAUCUGAGAUACGCCAAGGAGCUCGUCCAUCUGAUCGACGAUCCUCCCUAAAGAGGACUCCAGAAACUCACAGGAAAAUAACCGACGGAAGUAAUGAGGGCCAUGAAGUUUCCACUGGGGCCUCUUCUUUCAACCCGCCAAAUGGCACGUGUGAAGACAUCCGGUGGGAACGCCAUUCUGGAGACGGGGACUGAUGACGUUCUAAAGUACAGUCAAACCUGUCUAUUAAGGGAAACGCAAAAAGUGGCCACUGUAAACAGGUGGCCGAUUAAGACAGAUUCUUCCCUUCCAGACGGAGACUUAAAGAGGUAGUCAUCAAGACAAGUUUGACUGUAAAAAGUAACACAUAUAGAACGAUAAGAUCGUUCUUGCUGAUACAGAAGACAUACAGAAGACGCCGACAAGAUGACGCCGCUGGUGAAUGCUGAUAACACGAAACAGUGCUCGAAUAAACGAACAAUACAGCAAAUCAGGCUGUCACGGCUUCAGAACAGGUCAACGAUUUUUGAAGAUGGAUUUCUGUGUAUUAAUCAAUUUAUGCUUAUGUGUUCCAAAUUAGGGGUGUGUGACACAAGACAUGCUGUAAGGGAUGCAUUGUGUGUACCCAAAUUUAGGACGGACACUUAUAAAAAUAGUCCUCUAAUUUCUGGAAUUAGAGUAUGGAACCAACUUAAAAGUCCUGUCAAAAUGUCACCUACUUUGAACAGUUUUAAACACGCUCUAAAAGCCCUGUUAUCUGUAGAUGACGUGUAAGUGAAAUUUUGGUGGUUUCGUGCAAAGGUAACCAUUUUUUUCCUAUUUGGAAAAUUAUGAAAUUUGGUUGACAUGGUUAUCGUUAUAUCAUGUAUUCAUACAUGUUGAAUUGAAUGUAAAUAUGUAUAUAACAAUUUUGGUAUCCCGUGCGUUAAGCUUUUUCAGAUUAUUAAAUGAACGUUUUUAAAAAUUGUAUUUAAUUUGAAAAUUCCAUUCACGUUUUUCAUGUAAAUGAUCAAGGAUGAUUCUUGAAUGAUCAGUAAUUUCAAGGGGAUACCGAUUAAUUUGUAUGUUACUUGUUCAUAUGCUUGUGUAUUUAUCUAUUUUGUUUUUGAUGCUGUUAUUUGUUUUUAUUAUUACCAAACAGGGCCUCAUGGAAGAUCACCAAAUUGGUGAUAUGUGCCACCCUGUAUAAAUAUCUGAAAUAAAUAAAUAAAUAAAUAAAUAUUGUUCUUAACAUGUUUAGGUGAAGGUCUUGGUCUUUCUGUUAGAAUAGAACUCAAGCGUCCCCCUAUUAAAAUGAAUGAACUUGGCCAUUGAUCAACCCUUUAUAUUAGCAUUAUAUCGUCUACAUAAUCAGAAUGAAGUAGUCGAAACUAGCAUUUAUUAUGUUAUGACAAUGUUGAUUCCUUCUAACAUCCUUUUUGUUGAACAUUUCGUCAGAACAUAAUGGAAACUAGCAGGCGCGUACGCAGGAUUUUUUCA
Strongylocentrotus purpuratus (purple sea urchin) is the source of this 2526-nucleotide messenger RNA. Its product is annotated as putative protein TPRXL. The transcript has 4 exons. Lineage: Eukaryota; Metazoa; Echinodermata; Echinoidea; Camarodonta; Strongylocentrotidae. The coding region runs from base 240 to 1262 and encodes 340 amino acids. The record is from RefSeq and is a predicted model, not a curated record.